Molecule: messenger RNA, 5753 nt
Organism: Triplophysa dalaica
Lineage: Eukaryota; Metazoa; Chordata; Actinopteri; Cypriniformes; Nemacheilidae
Gene: taf4
Product: TAF4A RNA polymerase II, TATA box binding protein (TBP)-associated factor
Exons: 15
Coding region: 2873-5320 (815 amino acids)
Biological process (GO): DNA-templated transcription; transcription initiation at RNA polymerase II promoter
Cellular component (GO): transcription factor TFIID complex
Molecular function (GO): RNA polymerase II general transcription initiation factor activity; DNA binding; protein heterodimerization activity
Source: RefSeq, a predicted model, not a curated record
UAAUAAAGCUGUAACAAAGGUAAACUCUCAUCUCUUAUUCAUGAUUGCUCAGACAAAUGAAUCCAACCACACCAUAAGCUAAACCCAUAAUAACAAAGCACUAUGUGAACACAGGGGCUGUGAAUACAGAAGAAAUAAUAUGAAUGAGUCACGGAUGAAAUAAGAGCAAGGGCAAUAUAACGAUUACUCUCAAUUUCCACUGCUGUUCCAUGAACAGGGCUUAUCAAUUUUUAAAAGUCCUCAGAAAAAGUGACUCACUUUCUGAUCAACAUACCACUCAUACAAUCUGCCUCAAAUACAGUGUUGCCAGAUUGGGCGGGCUCCCGCCCAAUAGGGCUUCUUUUGAACGGGUUAGAAUGGAGAAAAACGCAUUGGGCGGGUAAGCAAAAUUAUGAUCCUUAUGAAAUUUAAAUUUCUAAGCAGCUUGUCUUUUAUUUGCUUUUAUUUAGUCGAGUAAUUUCAAAAUGUUUGAAAAUCAUGUGUAGUGCAGUCAUAAGCACAUAGCCCUUAUUUGUUCAGUCUAACCAAUCAGGUUGGGUCUGGGAUAGUGAGAUCUAUCAAUCAAUCUACCGUUGAGAUGUGAUGACUCGUGAGUGUCAGGGUUUUGGCGAAAUGAGACCAGAUUUUGUAUAGCCUAUUGCAGCGAUCACAUUGCCAAAGUGGUCCAAGUAAAUGUUGCGUGGUUAAUGGGAUAGUAACUCAAAUCUCGCAAAGUGGAUUACACAUGUAGGGACAGACGACUCCAAAAUAUAUCUAUAACUCAAUUCAGAGCACAGUUGGAUGAUUUAAUAGAAAUCAAACUGAAUAUGGGAUUAUAAUUCUCCUAUUCAUCAUCAGCACACCUUUAAACUGUACAGACUGUACUCUGGCAUGCUCUUGACAGCUGCUGGACUCGAUACAUUUUGCAUUAUAUGUUUUGCAAAAUAUAUGUCACGAAAUAGGUAUGAAGUUCUGUCAGAAGUUGAGUCCUUCAAAGGUAAGCACAUUAUUGUUUCUGCUGUUCUUUUUUGUUCUGUCGUAUUAGCAGCCUAUGUACCAAUGAAUUGCAAUUUUUUUGUGGCUGUGGUGUGUGUUUGAAGUUCACGAGUAAAACGCCGACUCACUUUGCUUUCCGAUUAAUUAUAGUGUGCACUUUUUGCAAACAAAUGUGCGUAGUGAUGCAUAUUUUUUGAGGGUUAAGGUUAUUGGUUAAUUUCUUGAUUGUCAUUUUAAAGUGGUUUCUGUACAUAUUAGUCGUAUUUUCUAACUGUCUUUAAUGCAUUUGCUAUGUUUGAUCCGUUUUCCUGGUGCUUUUUUAUAUUUUGUCAUCUUGUCUUCAUUUUAAGGAUAAAAAAGGGUCACUGUAAUCGGUGAUUGACAGUGCAAUACAUUUCUCCCAAAUAUUUUGCCAAUUAAAAUUUGGGUUGGUUUUAGUUAUAGUGGUCGGAUUUUAGUAAGCCUUUGGGCCGGAAAUUGUACAUCCAAUCUGGCAACACUGCUAAAAGAUACCAAAGGGUUGAGCUAAUUGCCAUAAAUCCAGCCCCCCCUUGCUCCUGAAAUUUAAGGACCCUUCAGAUCUGAAGAGCAAUGCUUAUAAUUUAUGAACUAACAUAACUCCUUGAUCUGGGACACAUGAUCACAUUUGCAUCUAUAACAUGUGGUAUAUUGUAUUUUAAUAUUGUGUUUCCAUAAAACUCACUGGUAAUAACACUUACAAUGUAAAGUUUUUGUUGAUAAUCUCACUAACACAACGUUGAGGUGCCUUUACAGUUUUUUUUGGAGUUUAUCUAAUGCACACAAUACUAAUUUCAUUUUAAAAAAAAUUAAACGUGAUUUUCCGAACACUGCCAGCUAACUGCAGUGUGUAAACGUGAGGAUGUUGUAAAUCAAACAGGGUUAAACCGGCAUCCGGUAACCUCUGGAGCAGCAGUGCUUCUUAUCUCGGUGCAAUAGCGUUCGUGCCCUCUAUGGCCAGUCACGCUGGUAGAGGUGUGGCGCCUUUUCACGCUUUUAACAGAGACGCUACAAAACACGGAGCCAUCUUGGAGGAAGACAGGCUGCUGUGAAGUUCGCAAAAACAGCAGAUGUACUCUUUAUAACAAACGCGUGAACUCCUAUAGUGCGUCAUAUAUAUACCCGAGAGCACCCUGUGCAUAAAUCAACGGCUGUUUUUCAACUUCGCAAGGCCCUUUUCUCGAUGACAGCCCCAGCCAGUCCGACUCCGACCGCGCUCCGCCAGAAUCAACUGACGUUUCUUAUGUCCCGCCUCCACGUAGGCGCGCGGCCAAUGUCAUCGCUCGAAAAUCUGAGCGUGAUGACGUUUCCGCUUCUGCGCACAUGCGCAAUGUCAUUUUGUCCAAAGCUCCUGACUGUUCACAUCGAAGAUGGCGGCAGGCUUUGACCUGCUAUAUAAGGAUUUCUGUAUUAAAAGAGUGGGCAAGAAACUUUUUCUCGUUACUUCAAGUUGUGUUAGAUUAGAAGUUGCCUUAUCUUGUCACAAUAAGUUUGAGGUAAGCGCCCAGGCAGCUGGAAAUCGCCCCGCCGACUCCGGGAAAAGAGGCAAUUCAACUAGCUAAUGUUAACAUUUUGCGAGCUCAGGCUACUGCUGCGAGUCUUGUAAAUAUGAACAUAGUGAAAGCAGCGAGUCUUGAAGUAUGUUAGAGCAUUAUUUCUCACAUGAUCAUUGUUACUAGUGGAGUUGAGUUGACAAGGGCGCUUGUCAGAUCCGAAUUGACAUUGUGACACGAGAUUCCCCUUCACUCACGCUCGCUCCAACUUCGAAAAGCAACUGGAGGGAAGUAAGGGGGUGUUUGCUGUGGAUGAAUCAAAACUUCUUGAACUGACGUGCACACAGAUGGAUAACGACUAACCCGAUACGGUGUUUCUUAAUGCUAUGGUAACUAUUUUGCCCAGCCACGGCGCGAAGAUCGGGACGUCCGCAGUGCAAACUUUGAACGGAGGCAAUGCGAUGGAUCCGCACACUGGAAGCGGCACUCCAGUGUCCGGUGGCCAGUCGACAUCAUCAUCAUCAUCAGACGACGCUUCGGCUUCUGUCCCGGUUGUCAAUAAUGGACCCGGGGUGUCGAAAGGACAUGUAAACGUGACUGUCGCCCCAAGCCCAAACACAGUGAUCCAGUCUUCUUACGGGAGUCCACAGUGUGCUGGACCCUCAGUUGUCAGGCCAUCUAUGCAAACUGCUGGAACAGGGUUAACUAUUAACGGAAGUAACAAUAACGCCGUUUCGGUGACUGUAGCCAAUGUAGCCACCCAGCCAGCACCGGGAAUAACUACUACCGCCAUCCCUCUUUCGAUGAACCAGACACCCGCCUCUGUGUCUGCUAUUCCUGUCAAGUCCGAGUCCCCUAAAACUGUCAGCCCUGCCGGCAUGACCCUCGGACCCCAGAUUCAGAGCCCCGUGGUGGCCACGGGAGCUGUUUUGCAGGGAGUUGCGAGAACAGCAGCUCCAGCGACUAUUGCAUCCAGUCCUGCCAUCAGGACUAUUGCGCCACAGGUGUUAGCGCCCCGUCUACACCAGAGCAGUCCGGGCCAGGGCAUCCAGAACAUCCAGCUACCUCCAGGUAUGGUGUUGGUGCGUAGUGACAGCGGUCAGUUGUUGAUGAUUCCUCAGCAGAUGUUGGCACAGAUGCAGGCCCAGUCUCAGGCCAACCGGCCUGCUGCCCCCACCAGCACCACCCCUGGGCCAAUCACCUCUGCGCAGGUACCUGGAACCCCACUAAUGGCCCGACAGGUGACCCCUACCGCCAUUAUAAGGCAGGGAUCCCCGACAGCCAGCAGCACGGCCACCACCACACUCCAGAGACCACCUGUACAGCAGGCAUCCUCUGUUGGCACGGUGCUGUCAGUGCAGGCGGGAACCGCCCAGAGGACUGUGACUGCUGCCACGGGGACCACCGUCACCCCGACAACGGAGACGAUGGAGAAUGUAAAGAAAUGUAGGAACUUUCUGUCCACGUUGAUAAAGCUGGCCACCAGCGGUAAGCAGUCAACAGAGACUGUCGCCAACGUCAAACAGCUGGUCAAGAACCUGCUGGAAGGGACAAUUGAAGCCGAGGAGUUCACCAGCAGACUCUACAAAGAGCUCAACUCCUCGCCACAGCCUUACCUAGUGCCUUUCCUUAAGAGGAGUCUUCCAGCUCUGCGACAGCUCACUCCAGACUCAACAGCCUUCAUUCAGCAGAGCCAAACCCUUCAGUCACCCACUGUGGUGCUGACCAGCCCCAGCACCGCUGCUACCACAGCCCCCCGCACGCUUAUCCAGACUGGCCUCAGCAACUCCAGCCACACCGCCUCUCUGGUGUUGCAGCCCUCGCAGCAGGGGACAAUAGUGAAGCCCCCUCAGGUUACCCUGACAACCACUCCCAUGGUAACGCUCAGGGGUCAACCUCAAAGCCACAUAGUGAUGGGUCAGCCUCAGGUGCAGCUUAAACAGAUCCAGACAGUGGCAGCAAAGCAGGGUGUGGUGAGCAGCACUAAACUGACUCAUGGUUCCGUAUCUGUAGCUUUAGUGCAGAGGAUGAAAGCGAAGGAUGCUGCAGGAGGAACUUUCAGGGAUGAUGAUGACAUCAACGAUGUGGCCUCAAUGGCAGGUGUUAAUCUUUCUGAAGAAAACGCACGAAUCCUGGCCACCAACUCAGAACUGGUUGGCGCAGUCACACGGUCAUGUAAGGACGAAGCUUUUCUCUCGGCCAGUAUGCUACAGCACAAGAUACUACAGAUAGGCAAGAGGUUUGGGGUGACUGAGCUGGGACCCGAAGUGGUGAACAUAGUCUCUCAUGCAACUCAACAGAGACUGCAAAACCUUCUAGAGAAAGUCUCAUUGAUCGCACAACAAAAGAACAUGACUUACAAGGAGGACAGUCGGUACGAGCAGGUGGAGGACGUUCGCUCUCAGCUGAAGUUCUUUGAGCAGCUCGACCAGUUGGAGAAGCAGAAGAAAGAGGAACAGGAGAGAGAAAUUUUAAUGAAGGCAGCUAAGUCACGCUCGCGACAAGAGGACCCCGAGCAGCUGCGGCUGAAACAGAAGGCCAAAGAGAUGCAGCAGCAGGAGUUGGCGCAGAUUCGACAGAGGGAGGCUAACAUGACGGCACUGGCGGCUAUCGGACCCAGAAAGAAAAGGAAACUGGAUUCUCCUUCGCUCGGGACUGACGCAGAGGGAUCGGGUUUGUCAGGGAGUGCGUCCGGGGGCUUAAAUGCAGGAGCGUCGAGGCAGUACACUCGCCAACGCAUCACGCGCGUAAACCUCAGGGAUUUGCUCUUCUGUCUAGAGAACGAGAGGAGCACCAACCACUCACACUUGCUCUACCAAGCCCUCCUCAAAUAACUGAUAGCCCCUAUCCUUCCAUCUUUUCAGCCUUUAGCUCUCUGUUAUUGUUAUUAUCAUUCUCUGUCAUUCCCUUUAAAUCUUUCUUUAUCACUCUUUGACUCUUCUCACUUCAUCACUGUCUCACAUACUCACACAGUGAUACAUUUUCCUUCGCUUUCUCGAGUUGACCUGUGCUCCUCUGUCUUUCACAUUCGGUUUGUUUUAUGUCUUUUAAUUUGAUUUUUGGAUUUUAUUCUUUUAAUUGUGUUUAAAAAAUUGCAAUUAUAUAUAUAGAUAUAUAUAUCAUGUUUUUGUUUUUCAUAGAACGUGGCUUUGUUAUGUGCAAAUUACGUAUGUAAAAAAGAAUUCACAGUGGAACUACCCAUUCAUUUUAUAUUUGUGUUUUUAUAAAGAUGUUUUAAGAAAUAAACAUGGACAAAGUUUCUAUUAA